This is a messenger RNA of Clarias gariepinus (North African catfish), 1953 nucleotides long. RefSeq names its product checkpoint kinase 2 (gene chek2). NCBI's taxonomy places the organism in Eukaryota, Metazoa, Chordata, Actinopteri, Siluriformes, Clariidae. The coding region runs from base 243 to 1850 and encodes 535 amino acids. Gene Ontology annotation, biological process: mitotic DNA damage checkpoint signaling; protein phosphorylation. Gene Ontology annotation, cellular component: cytoplasm; nucleus. The record is from RefSeq and is a predicted model, not a curated record. Gene Ontology annotation, molecular function: protein serine/threonine kinase activity; ATP binding; protein binding. The transcript is spliced from 15 exons.
UCUCGGCCAUGUGGAGAGGCUGUAGCGCGCGCGGUGACUGUACGCGUGUUUAUUAGACACGAGUGCACGCGCUGCUGUGUUUAUUAUUAUUAUUAUUAUAUUUAUUUAUUUAUUUUAGCCUGGGUGUCGCGUGCGCUUUCUCCUGCAGUAACAAAGAGGAGCGAUGAAGAGUUUAUUUCUGAUGAACUUCCGGUUUCUGUUCUGAACUUUAAGACUUUUAGGUUUUACGGCAGAAGGUCAGCAUGUCUGAAGAUCCGGGUCCAAGCAAACAAACACAGUCUCAGACUCCGUCUCACUCUCAGUCUCACUCUCAGUCUCACUCUCAGUCUCACUCUCAGUCUCAGACUCAGUCUCAGACUCAGUCUCAGCCCAGCUCCAGCUCAUCGUCUGCUCCAGCUUCAUCCAGCCAGUCGUCCUCCUCUGGUUCGGGUACGUUGAGCUCGGUGGACACCGUCCCCAUCACCGAACUCUCGUCCAUACCUGAGGAACCUGAGGAGCCUGAACCCAAAUACUGGGGCAGAAUAGUUCCCUUAAUCAGGGGCUUUAAUGUGCUCAACUGUGUGGAGAAUCAGUACUUCUUCGGACGGGACAGUCGCAAUGAUUAUUGUUUUAAUGACCCGAUUGUUCUGAAAUCACUACGCUACAGAACCUACAGCAAGAAACACUUCAAGAUCUUCAGGGAUGAGAGUGUGGUGUAUCUGGAGGAUCUGAGUGGAAACGGUACGUGGGUCGAUGACACGGAGGUUGGAAAAGGGAAACGAUGUCCGUUAAGCAACAACUCUGUGGUGUCACUCGCAGACCCCAAACACAAAGUGUUUAUGUUUGUUGACAUGACGGAGGACGAUCAGCCAAACUUCCCUAAAGAAUUCAGAGAAAAGUAUCACGUCACACGCAAGAUUGGCUCUGGUGUGUGUGGAGAUGUUAAGUUGGCCAUAGAUCGUCAGACCACUAAAAAAGUGGCGCUGAAGACGAUCAAUAAGAACGAUUUCCCCUCCAUCGGUACAGUAACGCGUAACGCUGAACGCGAGAUCGAAAUUUUAAAGAAAAUUGAUCAUCCGUGUUUGAUUAGAACUGAAGAUUUUUACCAGACUCAGGACUCCUACUACAUCGUCCUGGAGUACGUUGAGGGUGGUGAACUCUUCAGCAGGAUUAAAGCUCAGAAGCGGUUAAAGGAGAGAAUUGCGAAGCUGUACUUCUUUCAGAUGCUGAAGGCUGUGCAGUAUCUCCAUGAGAAUGGCAUCAUCCACCGUGACCUCAAACCAGAGAACGUGCUUCUCGCCUCCCACGAUGACGAGUGUCUCAUCAAGAUUACAGACUUUAACCAGUCUAAGAUUCUGGAGGAGUCGAGUCUGAUGAAGACUCUCUGUGGAACGCCGACAUUUUUAGCUCCUGAAGUCUUCACUGCUGACGCUACAGGAGGAUACACACACGCCGUGGACUGCUGGAGCCUCGGAGUACUGCUGUUCAUCUGUCUGGGAGGUUACCCCCCGUUUAACACCGAGUCGAGCUCCAUGUCUGUGCGUGAUCAGAUCAUCAGUGGACACUACUGCUUCAUUCGCUCACAGUGGGAGUCUGUCUCCGCCCAAGCUAAAGAUCUGGUGAAGAAGCUGCUGGUUGUGGAUCCGAAUAAACGCCUGAGUAUUUUCGAGGCUCUGCAGCACCCGUGGCUUAAUGAUGAGGAGAUGAAGCGGAUGGCGUUGAGUCUGAUGUACCCAGGAGAGCCCAGUCAUUCCAGAACCCAAGCAGUUCUACCAGAACCGGAACCAUCACGACCCAUAGAACCACAGAGAAGAUCGAAGCGUAAAGCUGAGGAGGAAGGAGAAACAUCAGCAUCAAAAAGGCGCCCAUGACCCACAACACUUCCAUCCAGACUGUGUGUGUGUGUGUGUGUGUGUAAGCUUUGCGUACAAGCUGAAUGUGUGUGUACUUUUUCAAUAAACAGUUUUUAACAAU